AUGGACUUCCAGGUCGUCGUCCUCGCCGGCGGCACCUCCGACUCCGAGAAACUCUCGCCCCUCGUUUCCAAGGACGUUCCCAAGGCGUUGCUCCCGGUCGCCAACCGCCCCGUGCUCUCUUACGCGCUGGACCUCCUUGAGGCCAGCGACCUCAAGGACCUCAUCGUGGUGGUUGAGGGGCAGGAAGCUGCGCAGCUUGUCGACGCUUGGGUAUCCAGUGCAUACCUGGAUCGGCUUCGAGUGGAGGUAGUUGUGGUUUCUGAAGACCUUGGAAGUGCUGGUGCAUUACGAGCUAUUUCGAAGCGACUGACGGCAAAUGAUAUUUUGGUAGUUAGCGGUGACCUGGUAACAGAUGUGUUGCCUGGAGCUGUUGCUGCUACUCAUAGAAGAAAUGGUGCAGCUGUUACUGCUUUACUAUGUUCUGUUCCUGUUAGUGGUCCUUCAGACACUGCUUCUUCUAGUGGGAAAGAUAAAGCUAAAAAGCCAAAUCGUUUGAACGUAGUAGGGCUGGACAGGAGUAAACAAUUCUUGUUGCAUAUCGUGUCAGGAACUGAUGUUGAAAAAGAUGUUCAAGUUCAUAAAAGAAAAAUACAGGUUGUUGGUCGGAUGGAAAUUCGAAGUGACCUAAUGGAUGCACAUCUUUAUGCUUUUAAGAGGACAAUAUUACAGGACGUACUGGAACAUAAGGAAGCAUACCGUAGCAUUAGACUUGAAGUCCUCCCGUAUUUAGUUAGGAGUCAAUUGAGAUCAGCUCCAUCAGGUGGCAGUGGAACAGCAGUUGACGAAACUGGGAGCAGUGCUGUUCAGUCCAGUGGUAAUUUGCAGUGUUUGUCGCAGCAUCGUGUCAUUGCAUCAUCUGCUUUCAAACAGAACGUACUAUCAAGAUCAAGUGGUGGACAUAGGUGCUGUGCUUAUAUUGCUACUAAAAGCAAAUACUGUCACCGCUUGAACUCAAUUCAAUCAUAUUGUGAUAUCAAUCGAGAUGUUAUAGGGGAAGCUAGCCACCUGUCUGGUUAUUCGUUCUCCACACAAAACAAUAUCAUCCACCCAUCCUCUGUUCUUGGAUCAAAGACUACAAUAGGACCACAUUGUAUUCUUGCUGAGGGUUCACAGCUAGGUGACAAGUGUAGUGUGAAGCGAUCCGUGAUUGGUCGUCAUUGCCGAAUUGGUUCCAAUGUAAAGAUUGUCAACUCUGUUGUGAUGAAUCACGUUGUUAUUGAAGAUGGUUGCCACAUCCAAGGUUCUGUUGUAUGUAAUAAUGUUCAACUGCAAGAACGGGCUGUUCUGAAAGAUUGCCAGGUUGGAGCUGGUUAUAUUGUGACUGCUGGCAGCGAGCACAAAGCAGAAUCCCUAGCAAGAAAGUACAGUGAGCUUUGA
Molecule: messenger RNA, 1377 nt
Organism: Miscanthus lutarioriparius
Lineage: Eukaryota; Viridiplantae; Streptophyta; Magnoliopsida; Poales; Poaceae
Source: the annotation of a GenBank genome assembly